Benincasa hispida (wax gourd) is the source of this 667-nucleotide messenger RNA. Its product is annotated as large ribosomal subunit protein uL29. The record is from RefSeq and is a predicted model, not a curated record. Gene Ontology annotation, biological process: translation; maturation of LSU-rRNA from tricistronic rRNA transcript (SSU-rRNA, 5.8S rRNA, LSU-rRNA). Gene Ontology annotation, cellular component: cytosolic large ribosomal subunit; ribosome. Gene Ontology annotation, molecular function: structural constituent of ribosome; mRNA binding. Lineage: Eukaryota; Viridiplantae; Streptophyta; Magnoliopsida; Cucurbitales; Cucurbitaceae.
UAUAAGAACACAACCUUUUUCUCGUACACGAAAACCCUAGCUUUCUCGUGGCAGCUCUUCCACCAGCUUCCAUCUUCUCUUCUAGGGUUUCGCCGGCGGCGGCGCAGAGUCGAAGACCACACAGGAAGAAAUGGCGAGAAUCAAGGUUCAUGAGUUGAGGCAGAAAUCGAAGUCGGAUCUGUUGUUGCAGCUUAAGGAUCUUAAGGCGGAGCUUUCUCUCCUUCGAGUCGCCAAAGUCACCGGCGGUGCUCCGAACAAGCUAUCCAAAAUCAAGGUGGUGAGAUUGUCGAUCGCUCAAGUUUUGACAGUAAUUUCUCAGAAGCAGAAGGCGGCAUUAAGGGAAGCUUACAAGAAGAAGAAGCUUUUGCCUCUCGAUCUCCGCCCAAAGAAGACCAGGGCCAUUCGUAGAAGGCUCACCAAGCACCAGGAUUCUUUGAAAACUGAGAGACAGAAGAAGAAAGAAAUGUACUUUCCAUUGAGGAAAUACGCUAUUAAGGUGUAGUAGUAGUAUUCAGUAGUCCAUAUUUUUAUGUGCAACAGCAGACCAAUUUUGUUGACAAGUUUUGUCUCAUGUUCUACUCUCGAGGUUUUUCUUCUUAAACCGAGGUGUCUUAUUUUCAUUGACAAUUAUAUAUUUUUGACAGUUUAGCGUUUUUCUUGUUUUGAA